CCAUUUUGCGUCUUCACGUAGGAGUACACAAAAUCCUACAGAGGGAUAAAAUACUGAAAAAAGAAUCUUCCAUCCGAACGAUCCCGUCCGAUCUAAUAUCAAAGAAACUUUUAAUAUUGUAACAUUUCAAUGCAUAAAAUGCAAAUACUGUUUCUGCCGACUUUAUUAAAUUCCCGUGAGAAUUUUCUUUUUGACGGAGAUUAAUAUAAAAGCCCAGUCUCACAUCCCUAUAAACCGCAAAAUUAUUUCGACCACCGACUACACAACAUCUCCCACCAUCAACAUGGCUUUCAACAGAUCACUACGACUAUUUACGUUAACUGCAGCACUUUUGUUGGUCUCAUGGAUGUUCAUCAGAAGUGCCCAGGGGCAAGUAACUUUUUCCAGAGAUUGGAAUCCUGGAAAGAGGAACGCUGAGCCAGUUUCUGAUCUGCACUCGGUCAUCAAGUCAUCAAAUGCGAUCUGUCAUUUAUUGAUCAAUCAAAUAAGACAGAUGAUUACUUGUGACACUCCCAGAGAUGACAUAGAGGUGGCGUCUAUUCCUAUGUUUAACGGACGGCGAUAAUUGUGUAAACAUUUAUGUAUUUAAUUAAUUUAUAGUUUACUGGCUGGAAUAUUUAAUAAAUAUUAAUAAGUAGAAAUA
Molecule: messenger RNA, 643 nt
Organism: Aethina tumida (small hive beetle)
Lineage: Eukaryota; Metazoa; Arthropoda; Insecta; Coleoptera; Nitidulidae
Gene: Acp
Exons: 3
Coding region: 284-565 (93 amino acids)
Cellular component (GO): extracellular region
Molecular function (GO): hormone activity
Source: RefSeq, a predicted model, not a curated record